Molecule: messenger RNA, 315 nt
Organism: Suillus subalutaceus
Lineage: Eukaryota; Fungi; Basidiomycota; Agaricomycetes; Boletales; Suillaceae
Exons: 1
Coding region: 1-315 (104 amino acids)
Source: RefSeq, a predicted model, not a curated record
AUGGAACGCGCAAUCACACUUUUUGCCAGGGAGGGCUUUCUUUUAAGUCACAUCGAAAUCAACAGCCGAGGAAAGGCUUCCAAGGCCCCCCAGAAGCACAACAAAUCAACGGGUAAUGAGAGUAGCGCUCUUUUGGCUUUUUCUGAUGCCAAUUGGGGUGCACCCACUAAGUCGUACAUUAAAUCCAUCACCCGCGCAGGAGACUUGGUCAUUAGCAAGAUGUGGGAGAGAGCUCAGAACCUCACCGCGAAGACGCAUGGUGUGCGAAGGGAUCUGGACGAGGAAUCAGAGGAUGAGCACGCCCUCAUCUGCUAG